CCAUGCAGUGAACCCCGUGCCGUCUGUCGAGCGACGCGCCACGGUGACGAUGAGUUCCGGUGAUUGCUCGGCCAAUCGGCGGAGCGAGGAGGGCAACGCCGUCCGUUAAACCGAAGCCACCAGGAAGUGCUCCGGCAAUUCGAUCGUCUUUCUUAGCAAUAUCUGUUAUGAAACAACUGGUAACCACCCUUGGAAAAGCAACCGCGCUCUUGACUCUCGUAGUAGUCGUCAUUGCGGCGGUUUUGAAUUAUUUCGACGACUCCGAUCCGGUUGAAUACACCAGCAUGGCUGAAGACACGAAGACCCUGGAGGAGAACUUCAGGCAGCAGAAUAAAAGCUGUUUUAUCCUUGGUGCUUCUGGGGAAACCGGCAAGGUGCUGCUCCGGGAGCUGCUGGAGCGCAACAUCUUCUCCAGGAUCACUCUCAUUGGAAGGAGACAGCUCACCUUUGAGGGCAUAGCAUAUGGAAACCUGGUACAAGAGGUGGUGGACUUUGAGAAGCUCGACGAUUACGCUGCUGCCUUCCAGGGCCAUGAUGUCGGCUACUGCUGUCUGGGAACAACCAGAGCGAAAGCAGGGACUGAAGGAUUCAUCCGCGUUGAUCACGACUAUGUUCUAAAAUCAGCCGAGCUGGCCAAGGCAGGAGGCUGCACGCAGUUCCACCUGGAGUCCUCCAGAGGAGCUGAUAAAAACAGCAACUUCCUCUACCUCAAAGUCAAGGGACAAGUGGAAGCAGAUGUUGAGGCGCUGGGCUUUGACAGAUAUGCCAUUUACAGACCAGGGGUUUUGUUGGUGGACAGGCAGGAGAGUCGGCCUGGCGAGUGGCUGGCCAGGAAAUUCCUUGGGGCCUUUUCUGCCGUGUGUUCCACGUCCAUGUCCAUCCCAAUCCACGUGGUGGCAAAAGCGAUGGUGUCGAACACUCUGCUUCGACCCGAGCAGAAGACGGAGAUCCUGGAGAACACAGCCAUCGCCACUCUGGGAAAGAGUGCAGGGAAGUAAGAGCGAGCAGGAAAUGCACUGAGAUAAUUUCGGCAGAUACACGGGGAUGACGACAUGCCGCAAACGCUCAUCACAUCAUCAGGAUUUUCACAGUACUUUUAAUUUAUCAAAGAAUUUUGCAACUGUCAGAAAAGCAAAGGGCGUUUCUGUGAAAACAUGUAAUCUUGAAAUCGCAUGGGUCUUUAAUAAUGUUUCAUGAGGGAACUAUUGCCACGCUUUUUGAUGUUCACCAUUCGUGCUCUGAGACAACAGAUUGAACCACUGCCUUAACAUAAAUCCUGAUGUUUUUUUCUACACUAGAUUAAAAUAUUGGAUGUUUGUAAAUCAGGAAAAUGUUUCCAUAAGAGCUGUAACGACAUAAAAGAAAAAAAUCUGAUGUCUAUAUCUAUGCUAUACUAUACCUGUGCGAUUCUGUAUUCCAUGUAUAUAAACAAUGUCUAUGCUAUAUUACAGGAAAUAUAGUUGUUCAUUUUAGAUUUAACAGUACAUUUAACAUGCAGAUGCCAUCCAUUGACGGUAUGAGUUUUUAUGAUACCAGCGAUGGAACAAUUUUGAAUAAACCUUGUUGAUGUUGAAUGUUGCGCACACGUUUCUGAAGCCAACCGGUGGUCCGACAGUUUAGGUUACCAGUGCGAGGUCUUAACUGGUAUAUAGCCAGUUUUAUUUGGAUGACUGGAUUUUGAUUUUUUUAAUGAAUUUGAACGUAUGACCCGUUAAUCCUUUUAUACUUUAUUUAUUUUGUUGGGGUUUUUAUUUAUUUUAUUUUAUUUUUUCUAAAACAACAUCAGCGUGGAACCAAACUAUGCAUGCGACAGCAAUGUCAGAUAUCCAGAAUAUGAUGUAAACACUUUGGUCACUUUUGAAAACCACUAUGUGUGUGUUCAUGUGUGUACAGAUAAAGAUGUAUAAUAAAUGCAGGCAGACCAGAGUAUCAAUACAGACUGAUGUUAUAAUAUCAACUUGUGUUCCUGCCAAAUUAAUAUAUAUCAAAUAUUAAGUUUUGUUAUGUAUUUUUUUUAUUUUAUUUAUUUUUCUCUUAUUUUCAAUUUUCUUCUACUGUAAUUAUUUUACAUAUCCCAUUAUUGUGCCUUGAUGUAUUUCAUUGCUCUAUGUAAAGCACUUGGCAUUGCCUUGGUGUUUGAGAGAUGACAUUCGAAGAAAAUAAACUUGCCUUUUUCUCUCCUCGA
This is a messenger RNA of Xiphias gladius (swordfish), 2185 nucleotides long. It is a transcript of the gene htatip2, whose product is annotated as HIV-1 Tat interactive protein 2. The transcript is spliced from 7 exons. Gene Ontology annotation, cellular component: cytoplasm. Lineage: Eukaryota; Metazoa; Chordata; Actinopteri; Istiophoriformes; Xiphiidae. Gene Ontology annotation, biological process: import into nucleus. The record is from RefSeq and is a predicted model, not a curated record. The coding region runs from base 168 to 998 and encodes 276 amino acids.